CCUUUAAUUAAGCAUUACAUUAUUUUAUUGUGUGUUUUAUUUACCUUUCUGGUCACCCUAAGUCAGUGUUUCCCAACUCCAGUCUUCCGGUAACCCAAACGGCACACAUUUUUGUUAUAGCCCCGGACAAACACACCUGAACUCGUUGAGGGCUUGAUGAUUAGUUGACAAGUUGAAUCCGGUGUGCUGUUGGGGGUACUGGAGGACAAGUAGGGAAACACUGCCCUAAGUCAACUUCCAUCACAUUAGGAGGAAACCCAGGGUUUCCCAAACUCUGUCCUCGGGACCCCAAGGGGUUUGCAUUUUGCCCUAGCACUACACAGCUGAUUCAAAUAAUCAACUAAUCAUCAAGCUUUGAUGGACAGCAUUUGGGAAACGCUGAGUAAACAUAACCAAUAAUUGUGUUGCUAUACAAGUUGUGGGCUGCAGGGGGAGCAGCAGGCUCAGGCCCACAGACACAGGGCUGAGGUGUCCGAGCUGAGGGGCCAGCUGAGCCGUCUCCAGACCCAGCUAGACCGGGACCAGGUGGCUCUGCAGAACAAGGCCCAGGAGAUUGACACUAUGAAGAGGAUCUGCAGUGAAGUGAACGAGGCCAGGGAGUUUCUUUACAUGCACAAAACUGAGAACAAAGAGCUGCGGAGGGAGGUGGCGGAACUGCACCGCUCUCUGCACCAAUCACAGGUGGAGUCCCAGGCUCUGAGGGACGAGCUAAGAAACACCGGCAACCAAUCGGCACACAGCAUGCAUUCCAUGGACGACAAGAUCCGCCUACUGAAAGAGGUGGAAAGACUAAAGAGGUCUCUGUUGGAAGCAGAGGAAGGAAGAGUAAAGCUUCUGGAGAGAGCCAAGAGACAUCAACUGAUCCACGACACCAACCAGAAGAAAGUGGAGAAGGAACUUCGAGUCCUUGACGAUAUGAUUGAGACAGUCAGAAAGACUUUGUCUUCUGUUCCUGACGUUGUCAAGAACUGCAAGGAACUCAAGACUCUAGUGGAAUAUCUUGGUUAAUAUCAUAUUAUUCACUGUA
Molecule: messenger RNA, 1027 nt
Organism: Coregonus clupeaformis (lake whitefish)
Lineage: Eukaryota; Metazoa; Chordata; Actinopteri; Salmoniformes; Salmonidae
Product: sperm-associated antigen 5-like
Exons: 6
Coding region: 562-1008 (148 amino acids)
Biological process (GO): cell division; regulation of attachment of spindle microtubules to kinetochore
Source: RefSeq, a predicted model, not a curated record